AUGUCGGUGUCACGCGUUUCGUUGUUCGUCGUGGUGGCGCUGUUGUACAUGGAAUGCUGCCAUACAGCCUCGAUCCCCAGGAACUACGAGGGUCGUCUGCCAGAGGAAAUGCUGAUGACGCCCAAGAAGAGACCCUUCUGCAAUGCUUUCACUGGCUGUGGACGCAAGAGAUCCCAACAGGCUCCCGGGAUGCCCGCUCAAGAGCUGAUGAGGCAGAAACAGUAUGUCGACGACGAGACCCUCGGUUCACUUCUAGAUUCAGAAACCACCAUUGAAGAGUUGUCCAGGCAGAUCCUUUCCGAAGCGAAGCUCUGGGAGGCAAUUCAAGAGGCCAGCGCGGAAAUCGCUCGACGAAAACAAAAAGAAUCAUAUUAAAUCGAUUACAACGAAAUAUCGAUACCG
Messenger RNA from Spodoptera exigua (beet armyworm), 402 nucleotides. Lineage: Eukaryota; Metazoa; Arthropoda; Insecta; Lepidoptera; Noctuidae. The record is from the annotation of a GenBank genome assembly.